UGCCUCUCCAUAACAGCCACCCAGAGGACUGUCAUGACUGGCGUUGGGGGAAUUGUUUAAUUUGCACGACUGCAAUAAAUCAUCUAAACUGUGCACGUGCCCUUCAAAAAGGGGAGGGCAGCAGAGCAGCCAUGGCAACCGCACAGUCUGCUGUGACGUUUGCAGUGUGCAUCCUGGUGAUAACAGAGCUGAUACUGGCUAAGAAGGACUAUUAUGAUAUACUGGGAGUGCCUAAAGAUGCUACUGAGCGACAGAUAAAAAAAGCUUUCCACAAGCUUGCGAUGAAACAUCACCCAGAUAAGAACAAGAGCCCCGACGCUGAAGUGAGGUUCAGAGAAAUUGCUGAAGCUUAUGAAACUUUAUCAGACGAAAACAAAAGAAGAGAAUACGACCAGUUUGUUGACACCUCUGCAUACUUCACUGGGGAGACGCAAGGCAGACAUCGGCAGGGUGCCCACCAACCUUUUAACUUCAACUUCAAUGACAUUUUCAAAGACUUUGACAUCUCCAGCCAGAACAGGCAUGCCCGUCAACAGAGACACUUUAAUGAACACUCCAGGUCCCACAAGGACUCCCACAGCAGACACAAGAGACACUUUCAAGGAGGUUUUGGAGCAGGUGUCUUUGAUGACAUGUACGACGACAUAGAGAGAAUGUUUACCUUCGAUAGACACACCAAACAGACUGACAACAGGUUUCAUGGAUCAUCAAAACAACACUGUAGAACAGUGACGCAGCGCAGAGGAAAUAUGGUAACCACCUACACAGACUGCACUGCUUCUUAAGAUGCGAUGUAAAAUGACCACUGAUUCCUAAUUGCCUUUAUGGAAUACAAUACUGUUGUAUUGAUUUGGUAACGGAAAGCCACUUGGUCCAAAUGCUGUGAAGUUUCAGCAGUGACAUUGAUAUCUGACAUUCAGGCACAUAAUGAUGUGAACAGUAACACUCAGUUUACUUAGCUUAGCUUACAUAAUUGUGGUUUCAAACUAUUCCCUGUGUGUGCUUGUGGACUUGAACAUGAUUGUAGUAGUUUUUCACUUAUUGUUGAAAUAAGCUGACAGGAAGUACUUUGUCAGUAUUUUUUAAGGACCUUCUUUGAUCGUGGAAUUGUACAGUUUUGAAAAAUAAAACACUCACACUUAAUUUGGCACAGGAAUACCCAUGUGCCAGUUCACCACUAGUUUACUGCUUCCACCCUGUUAUUUUGUUCAGUUUUUACUUUCUUUUGUAUAGGUUGCUAUUGUGGGUCUCAAAACACAGCUGAAGGUGGAAACAAUAGAAACCGCUGGAAUUUUGCUUAUGGUUGGCAAAUGGGUCGCAAUGUCAACACAACUCUGCAACCCUCCACAUGUUGGCUUGUUUAACUGUUGUUUCUGCUACACUUGUUGAAAAAGCGAUGUGCUCUGCCAGUGAUGUUUUUUUUUGAACAUCAUAUAAUGUAAAAUGUGUGGUUAAAUCUCCAUCAGUACAAUUGUAAAGUCAUUGUCAAUACUAGUAGAGAAAAGGUAUAAGUAAAUAGAGAAAUGCUUGAGACCCUAGCCUUUCAAUUAACACAAUUAAGUGUGAAGCCCAUAAUGUCCUGUUUUUCCUGGUGUUUGUGGUAUUUUGUGCACUUUGUAGUGGCAAAGGAAAUCUGGGUUGAGGCCAUCUUUAAUACAAAAAAGGUCACAACCAUUUCUGUACACACUUUUACUAAUAUUUUCUAGAUCUAGAUUCAAUCUGAAUUUACUAUUAGAAUGCUUGAAAUGUAUCAAGAAAUUCUCACAAACCUUUUAGUGGCAAAUCAGAUAAACUACAAAGAACUUGCAGAGGACCAAUUCAGCUUUAAACUGACUACAGAACUUACUAUAGCUUUCAUGACUUAUAAUUGUAUUAGUCACAAGGUUUAUUGUUUUAUUUAUUUGAGAGUGCAAGGGUGGACAAUUUUGCAUUUUUUUAUUAACCUUAAGAGUAAGAAUACUGCAGUAGUACAAUGCUGAAAUACUGUAUGUAUAAGAGCAUACAUGCAUUGAUGUUCAGCACGUUCUCGGAACUAGUGGAUGAAACUCCCAGUACAAACUGUUUUCCAUAUCAUCUGUUACCUCGUACCUUUUAAAGUGAUAUGUUCCUUUAAAAUCUUAGUGUGAAAUAUUUAUUUUCUUUAAUGAUAGUGUUGUAAAUAUUCAAUGGCACUUUUAAUUUUGUAUAAAAUGUGUUUCAAAGCACAAAAA
Molecule: messenger RNA, 2210 nt
Organism: Anoplopoma fimbria (sablefish)
Lineage: Eukaryota; Metazoa; Chordata; Actinopteri; Perciformes; Anoplopomatidae
Gene: dnajb9a
Product: DnaJ heat shock protein family (Hsp40) member B9a
Exons: 3
Coding region: 132-785 (217 amino acids)
Cellular component (GO): endoplasmic reticulum
Molecular function (GO): protein-folding chaperone binding; misfolded protein binding
Source: RefSeq, a predicted model, not a curated record